Molecule: messenger RNA, 2541 nt
Organism: Priapulus caudatus
Lineage: Eukaryota; Metazoa; Priapulida; Priapulimorpha; Priapulimorphida; Priapulidae
Product: receptor-type guanylate cyclase gcy-18-like
Exons: 5
Coding region: 1-2541 (846 amino acids)
Biological process (GO): receptor guanylyl cyclase signaling pathway; protein phosphorylation; cGMP biosynthetic process
Molecular function (GO): peptide receptor activity; ATP binding; guanylate cyclase activity
Source: RefSeq, a predicted model, not a curated record
AUGGCUAUAGAGGGAGAGGUGGGUGCAGGGGACGGUGCCACUUUGGCUAUAGGGGGAUAUGUGGGUGUAUGGGAAGGUGCCACUUUGGUUAUAGAGAAAGAGGUGUACGACGACUGUACGCCGCCCAGCGCCGUCGUACUGGUCUACAACCUUCCUGGCGUGGCCGACCUCAACCUAACCCAGCAACUCAUCGUCGGCAUCUACAACGGCAGCUACACCUGGUGGAACGACACGGAGCUCGUCGCCGCAAACCCCUCCGUCCGGUUACCUAGCGUACCCAUCCUCCCGGUCGCACGUGCCGACGCCUCGGGCACCACCAACGUGUUUACGUCGGCGCUCUGUCGCUUCUCGCGCGACUGGAACGCCACCUACGGCCGCUUCCACAAAGGUGCGGACGACGACGUCGGCGGAACGAUGCGCCGCUGGCCGCCGCAGGUGGCGCUGCUGCUCGGCGUACGCAACCGCGGCAUGGUCGGCCUCGUGUUGUCGUUGCCGCACACUAUCGGCUACCUGUCGCUGGCCGACGCCGGAGAGGCAGGGCUGCGCUAUGCACGCGUAACUAACCACGCUGGCGUCUACGUAACUCCGGGGGCGGCUGCCCUACUGAGUGCUCAGGAACCGCGGCAGCUCGGGAAGCGACUGACGAGCGACCUGGUGGACACGCACCACGCCGACAGCUACCCGUUCGCCACCUACUCGUACUUCAUCGUGCGCAUGCGCACGAUGCGCGACUGCAGCGCCGCCGCCGAGUUAGUCCGCUACGUCACGUGGCUGGCGACGUCGAACGAGGCGCAUAUGCUGGUGAACAGCAAGGGAUUCGUGGGACUGAGCGACCCCGUGGCUGAGUUAGUCGUCAAUCGAGUCGUUAAGGUGAUGACGUGUGAAGGAGAGAGCGUGUAUGAGCGCGUACUUAGACAACAAAAGCAGGAGGCGCUCGCGUCGCAGUCGUGGUUCGGCGCCGUCGCCGUCGGCGUGCCCGUAGCGGUGGCGCUGCUCGCCGUGCUCGUCGGCCUCAUAGCCCGACAACAAUACCUCAUCAACGCUAAGACCUUUCGUGACGAGUGGUUCAUAGCGCAGCAGCAUCUGCACGUGCCACCGGGUAACUACGCGUCGACACCCUCCGUCGGUUCCACGUCGACGAGUAUCCGACCGGACGCCAUCUGGGGGGAGAUGCCUGUGACCUUGAAUCUACUUCCGGCGUCGCUGCGCCGCGGACGUCUGCGCUGGGCGACGCGUCGGCUGCUCGUAUCGAUGCGUGAGUCGGUCGUUCACGAGAACGUCGCGCGGCUGCACGGCGUCACUUCCGUCGGCGCCGACGAGCGGCUUGUCGCUGUCGUCGAAUUCGCAAGCAAGGGGUCGCUGCGGGACCGGCUGUACGUCGGCAGCUUCCCGACGGAGCGCAGUAUCAGUUUCUCGCUGGCGACGGACAUCUUCGCGGGGCUGCAGUACCUGCACGGGCAGCGCGUCGUCCAUGGCGACGUGACGGCAGCUUGCUGCGUCGUCGACGCUCGCUGGAAUGUUCGCAUCGCUGGCUGGGAGUGGCAGCCCGUAGAGCGGAGCGAGGCGAGAGAAAUACGUAUGCUGCACUGCUGCCGACGACGCGCCGUCGCUCCCGACGUGAUGGGCGGGUACGCCGACAUCGGCGACGACGACGAUAGCACGCGUCGGCUGUACCGAUCGCCGGCGCGUCUGCGCAUGCCGCGGUCGGCGGCGACGCGUGCCGACGACGUGUACAGUGCUGCCGUCGUCGUGCACGAAAUCUUCACAGGUCAGCCGCCGUUCGCCGACCAACUGGCGACGGCGACGCCCCGCCAGGUUGCGCAGCGCAUCAUCGCCGACGGGCUGCGACCGUCGCUCAGCGAGCCGACGUUGCCGCGCACCGUACGCGAGCUCCUGCGCGCAUGCCUCUCACUCGAGCCGACGCGACGGCCGACGGCGAAGAAAGCGCGCGCCACCGUCGCCGGCGCCAACCCGAACCAGCGCGGCAUCGUCGACGCGAUGCUGCUGUCGCAAGAGAAGUACACGAAGCAGUUGGAGACGAUGCUCGCCGAGCGGACGGUCGAACUGGAGACAGUUACACACAACAUGGAGCAGCUUCUGGAACGCAUGCUUCCGGCGGGGCUGGCAGCGAGGCUCGCGCGCGGGGAGCCCGUCGUGCCGGAGUAUUUCGAAUCGGCGACGAUCUAUUUUGGCGACAUCGUGGAUUUCACGAGCAUUGCUGCGGCGGCGAGCGCACUGGACGUCGUUAACCUGCUUAACACGCUCUACGGGGAGUUUGACGGCAUCGUGGAGCAGCAGGACUUGUACAAGGUGGAGACCGUCGAUGUGUGUUAUCAAUACCGCGACGAGGUUAUACCGCCACUGGAAGAUAUUCUGCUAGGACACAGCAGGAAGGCGGAGACGCGCAUAGCCCACGACACUGAAGCGAGAAGGAGCGAUAUAGAGAUAGGGUUGAGGGCCGGAUCGAGUAGACUCUUCCCGCCGGUCGCACCGGCGUAUGGGUGCGAGCUAGUUUCUGGUCCUCCAGUUAGAGUGAAAUAG